AUGACGCUCUUCAACCAUAUCAUGGGGCUCUUUUGCACACUGUUCGCACUAGCAGUGACAGUGUCUUCGUACCCAACCACUAUCAACAUCUCUGCGGAGGAGUUCAUGCACUUGGACAAGAUCAAAGUGAGACGGGACGGCUCCACUAGCAACCAUACAGAGUCCACCGAUACGGUUUGUGGACCUUGCACGCCAUACUACCACUACACGAAAGUGGGAGAUGGAAAUCCACACCAAAACUUUGUCAUCACCCAAAAGGGUGGUAGUCUCGUGGCUUGCGACACUUCCUCGACGUCUACUGGCACCGGGUUUGCGACCACCCUCGGAUGGAGCUUAAGUCUAGGCGUGAACUCAGAUUUCGACUCUGCUGGGUUCAGCGUCUCCUCAUCUGAGACUUACUCAGUCACCAAUACAUUCACCUGUAACGGUGUCUCUGCCGAGGGCGGGGAUAUAUGCGUUCUCUUUUACCAGGCUGUCACUGCGUUUACGGUGGAUGUCAAGGAAGUGCUAGAAUGUCCCUGUGGAGGUGGCGGUACCAGUGACCGGGGCACUGCGGUGGUUUAUGCUCCAAACGCCAACCAAAUUGGUAGUAUCGCAGGACGAGGCAUCAAUGUCAUCUCACAUGGUGUUCAACAAUGUGUGGGGGAUUCUGACAGGACAAUCGACUAUUAUUGUGGACCACCCGGUGGCCCUGACUGGUGGAACGGCAAGGGGGAAGGUCCAUGGAUCGCAGACUACGUGAAUAGUCGUCAACCUGCUGGCUGUGGCAUACCCAUUGAGGCCAAUAGUUAUUACGACUAG
Molecule: messenger RNA, 801 nt
Organism: Penicillium daleae
Lineage: Eukaryota; Fungi; Ascomycota; Eurotiomycetes; Eurotiales; Aspergillaceae
Exons: 1
Coding region: 1-801 (266 amino acids)
Source: RefSeq, a predicted model, not a curated record